GUAAUGGCUCAGUGGCCACAAGGAAGUUCCUCUUUGGGUUGUAGGUGUGUAGGUGAGGGUGAGAAUCUCACCUGCAGCGAAAAAAAUCUAAGAUUGUGUCAUAUCCUUUCGCUUGUCUCUUCAGAAUUGUUAAGACAGUUAUAGUGUGGGUUUUGUGCUAGCAGUAGAAUGGAUGGUGGUUGGGUUGGGGGCAGAUUGUUAUACUGAUAAUAGUCCCCAGUAGAGGCUAGACGAAGGGGAGAUGAUAUUGAUCGGUGAGGUGCUCACCGCUCACUCACGGCGUCGUUUAGUUGAUUCUGUUUGUCCGCUAAGUUCUUCCUUUCCUGCAAGCAACGUAUCGCCCGCGGUGGAGGUUUGGUUGCUGCUGUUGCUGCGGUGGAGGUCUUGAUUCUUGAAUGGAAUGCUGUCUCAUCUCUUCCCUCCCUGACUCCUCUGUCGACUCAAAAACUGAUCGAUUCCCCAAAAAAAAAACAACAAACAACAAAAUCUCAGCUUUUCUUAGCUCCAACAUCACACGCACUGCCUCUCUCUCUCUUCCCCCCCCAGCAGCUAAACAUUUCUGGGAUUUCAGACACAUUAAUAAUAGAAACUCCAUCCUCUAUAUAUAUAUAUAUAUAUAUUCCCCACCCAAAUUGUUUCCACAAAUCUCCAUAGAAGCUUUUAUUUGUUGCAGCGCCCAUUUCAUUUCAUGCGGCUUUCUGAUUCAUCCCCGGGAUCUGCCAAACUCAAUAUAAAUUCAUAACCUUAUCCUCUGCCAUUUCUGAUUUGUAAUCUCUUCUUCCCUACUCAAGCCUACACCCCCACACACUUGUAUCUCACCAUUCUCUCUCUCUCUCUCUCUCUCUCACUAUGUAUAUUAUAUACUGAAAAGAAGAAGAAGAAGAAGAAGAAAUACUAGUAGCUGUACAGCUACUAAUCAUUUUAAAACCAUAAAAGAAAAAAAAAUUAUGGUGAGCGACGCCAACACCAACGUCUUGAAGCGAUUCAGAAUCGGAUUGCUUCCUUGGUUCCGUAAAAAGCUACUCGAUCCUCUCCUCCAUAUUCUCCGCAUGGGAGCAGAGCCUAAGCAAUUGGCCUUCUCGGCCGCACUAGGCAUUACCCUUGGUGUCUUUCCCAUCUGCGGAGUCACUUUUUUCCUUUGUGGAUUGGCUAUCGCAUUACUCAGAUCCUCAUGUCAUGCGCCAACUGUAAUGCUGGCUAAUUUUGUUGCUACUCCAAUCGAGCUGAGUCUGAUAAUUUUUUUCUUGCGCUUUGGUGAAUUCAUCACUGGAGGACCUCACUUUCCUCUAACUUCUGAUGCAUUGAAGAAGGUCUUGACUGGUCAAGCUUCAAGAGAAAUCUUGCGGGGCAUCUUCAAUGCGCUGUUAGGCUGGCUUGUGGCCGCGCCCUUCAUCUUGGGGACCCUCUAUGUAUUGUUCUUGCCAUGCUUUGCCUUCUUGGUGCGCAAAUUCAGCGGUGUUCCUACCAGCCCGAAGCUACCGCUCCAUUCCAAUACAGAAGCCAGGCUUAAGGUAAGGGAUGUAUGACGGUAUCAAGGCAGAAGAUAAAGUUGCUGACUGCAAGGAGUGAUGCAUCGGCAACUCCAGUCACGGUGUUGUACAUACAACUAGGAAUUUAACCUCUUUGUGCACUAGUAUUACUGAUUGUAGCUGUUAAAUUAUGUAUUUUGUUAAAAAAGCAUUUGUGCAGGACCUGCAGGUAAACACACUGUUUACUUUUUCAAGGAAAAAAAACGCACACACACACAGUUUACUGAUGAUGAUUUUACUUGUUGCAAUCCUGACAGUAGUAUUGGAAGAUGUGAGAAACAUCAAUUGUGUUUGGAUUGAGAAGAUUUGAAAUAAAAUAAUUUAUUGCAUAAAUUUUAA
Molecule: messenger RNA, 1868 nt
Organism: Coffea arabica (coffee)
Lineage: Eukaryota; Viridiplantae; Streptophyta; Magnoliopsida; Gentianales; Rubiaceae
Cellular component (GO): intracellular membrane-bounded organelle
Source: RefSeq, a predicted model, not a curated record